CUCUCUUCUGCUGUCAGCGAUGGCGUCUGCUAAUCUGAGUGCUGAGCUGGAAUGUUCCGUCUGUCUGAACAUUUAUACAGAUCCUGUAAACCUGAGAUGUGGUCACAACUUCUGCCGGGCCUGUAUUGAUCGUGUGCUGGAUACACAGGAGGGGUCUGGAGGAUAUUCCUGUCCAGAAUGCAGAGAGAAGUUUCCAGAUCGUCCUGCCCUGCACAGGAACAUAACACUACGUAACAUAGUGGAGAAUUUUCUGUCUGCUCAGCCAGAUCAGGAGGAGUCCGGGGUCUUCUGUACUCACUGUGUGGACGCUCCUGUACCUGCUGUUAGAUCCUGUCUACACUGCGAGGUUUCUCUGUGUGAUAAACACCUGAGAGUCCACAAAAAGUCCCCAGAACACAUCUUAUGUGACCCCACCUUGUCCAUGGAGAGCAGGAAAUGCUCCAUCCAUAAGAAGAUCCUGGAGUAUUACUGCACUGAGGAUGAGACCUGUAUCUGUGUGUCCUGCUGUCUGAUUGGAGGACAUAAAGGACAUAAGAUGGAGUCACUGGAUGAGGCUUCUGAGAAGAAGAAGGAGACACUGAGGAAUGUUCUGCAGAAACUUCUGACAAAGAGAGAGGAGACGGACGAAAGAGUCCAGAGUCUGCAGGAAUACAGGAGGAAAGUAAUAGAUUAUGACACCAUGCGAGUCCAUACCUACUUUAGAAAUCUCAGGAGUCACCUGGAGGACCUGGAGAAGAGCUUCCUGAGGGAAAUCCCCAGGUCGGCAGAUCAGGUCUCCAUCUUCAUCCGGGAUCUGGAAAUAAAGAAGGAGGAGCUGUCCAGGAAGAUGCGUCACAUUGAGGAGCUGUGUAACAUGACGGAUCCACUGACUGUCUUACAGGAAUCAGACACAGGUGACUUGUGUGAUACUGAGGAUGGAGAUAAUGAGGACAGAGAUAGACAUGAGGAGCUCCUCUAUGGUGUACAGGAUCAAGGUUUUGAUGUAAAUAGGAUCUUAAGCACAUUACACACUUUAUCUGAAAUAAUAACAGAGGUAAAUAUAGACUUCUAUAUAGAGAACGCUGAAGACAUGCACCUGAAUGUGGACACAUUGCAUACAAGUCUACAGAUAUCAGAUGGCUGGAAAACCGUAUCCAAGUCAGAUACAGAGCAGAAUCUUCCAGAAACACCCGAGAGAUUUCGGGAUUCUCCUCAGGUGUUGAGCAGUCAGAGAUUCUCCUCAGGGAAACAUUACUGGGAUGUGUAUGUUGAGGGAUCGGAGAACUGGAGAGUCGGGGUGUGUUACCCCAGUAUGGACAGGACAGGAAGGGAGUCGUGUAUUGGAAAUAAUAACAAGUCCUGGUGUUUGGCCAGAAAUGGUCGAAAGUAUCGGCUGAAACAUGACAACAAGGCGAUGUACUUAAUGGACAAUACCAGUAACGCAGUCAGGAUAUAUAUGGAUUAUGAGGCCGGGCGGAUCUCCUUUUAUGAUCUGUGUGACCCGAUCCGACUCCUCCACACCUUCACCACCACCUUCACUGAGCCCCUCCAUGCUGGGAUAGGUGUAUGGGGAGGUUGUAUAAAGAUCUGUAGAAGGUAUUAGUAGAAUUCUGCCCAGAGACUGGUGGCCUCAUAGGAAGAAGGGAUAGGAUUGGUGGAAUAUUCAGCCAAUAGGAUAAGGCAGUGGGUUGGACUUCAAUUGUUGCCCUGCAGGUUUUCUACUAUAAGGGCUCUUUCACAUGGAGCGGACCGUUUCUCGGUCCGCUCCGUGUGUCCGCCAAAGCUCAGC
Rana temporaria (common frog) is the source of this 1768-nucleotide messenger RNA. Its product is annotated as E3 ubiquitin/ISG15 ligase TRIM25-like. The transcript has 2 exons. The record is from RefSeq and is a predicted model, not a curated record. NCBI's taxonomy places the organism in Eukaryota, Metazoa, Chordata, Amphibia, Anura, Ranidae. Bases 20 to 1582 code for a protein of 520 amino acids. Gene Ontology annotation, molecular function: zinc ion binding; protein binding.